Molecule: messenger RNA, 2766 nt
Organism: Hipposideros armiger (great roundleaf bat)
Lineage: Eukaryota; Metazoa; Chordata; Mammalia; Chiroptera; Hipposideridae
Gene: EGR2
Product: early growth response 2
Exons: 4
Coding region: 122-1555 (477 amino acids)
Biological process (GO): regulation of transcription by RNA polymerase II
Molecular function (GO): RNA polymerase II cis-regulatory region sequence-specific DNA binding; DNA-binding transcription factor activity, RNA polymerase II-specific
Source: RefSeq, a predicted model, not a curated record
GCAACACUUUCCGUCUAACCGAGAGAGCAGCAAUUGAUUAAUAGCUCGGCGAGGGGACACACUGACUGUUAUAAUAACACUACACCAGCAACUCCUGGCUUCCCAGCUGGAACAAGGAGAGAUGUGGAGGGCAAAAGGAGAUACCAGCCUAGGCUCAGUCCAAUCCCUCUCCAAAACGGCUUCUCUGACACUCCAGCUGCCUGACAACAUCUACCCGGUGGAGGACCUCGCCGCCACGUCGGUGACCAUCUUCCCCAAUGCCGAACUGGGAGGCCCCUUUGACCAGAUGAACGGAGUGGCCGGAGAUGGCAUGAUCAACAUUGACAUGACUGGAGAGAAGAGGUCCUUGGAUCUCCCAUAUCCCAGCAGCUUUGCUCCUGUCUCUGCACCCCGAAACCAGACCUUCACUUACAUGGGCAAGUUCUCCAUUGACCCCCAGUACGCUGGUGCCAGCUGCUACCCAGAAGGCAUCAUCAAUAUUGUGAGUGCAGGCAUCCUGCAAGGGGUCACUUCCCCAGCUUCGACCACAGCCUCAUCCAGCGUCACCUCUGCCUCCCCCAACCCACUGGCGACAGGACCCCUGGGUGUGUGCACCAUGUCCCAGACCCAGCCUGACCUGGACCACCUCUACUCUCCACCACCGCCACCUCCUUAUUCUGGCUGUGCAGGAGACCUCUACCAGGACCCCUCGGCGUUCCUGUCUGCAGCCACCACCUCCACCUCCUCCUCUUUGGCCUACCCACCACCUCCUUCCUACCCGUCCCCCAAGCCAGCGACGGACCCAGGUCUCUUCCCCAUGAUACCAGACUACCCUGGAUUUUUCCCAUCACAGUGCCAGAGAGACCUACAUGGUACGCCUGGCCCCGACCGCAAGCCCUUCCCAUGCCCCCUGGACUCCCUGCGAGUCCCCCCUCCACUCACUCCACUCUCCACCAUCCGCAACUUUACCCUGGGGGGCCCCAGUGCUGGGGCUACAGGGCCAGGGACCAGUGGAUGCAGCGAGGGACCCCGCCUGCCUGGCAGCAGCUCAGCAGCAGCUGCUGCUGCUGCCUAUAACCCCCACCACCUGCCACUGCGGCCCAUUCUGAGGCCUCGCAAGUACCCCAACAGGCCUAGCAAGACACCUGUGCACGAGAGGCCCUACCCGUGCCCAGCAGAAGGCUGUGACCGGCGCUUUUCUCGCUCUGACGAACUGACACGGCACAUCCGAAUCCACACGGGGCACAAGCCCUUCCAGUGUCGGAUUUGUAUGCGCAACUUCAGCCGCAGUGACCACCUCACUACCCACAUCCGCACCCACACUGGCGAGAAGCCCUUUGCCUGUGACUACUGCGGCCGCAAGUUUGCCCGGAGUGAUGAGAGGAAGCGCCACACCAAGAUCCACCUGAGACAGAAGGAGCGCAAAAGCAGUGCCCCCUCUUCUUCUGUGCCAGCAGCCUCUACAGCCUCGUGCACAGGGGGCGCGCAGCCUGGGAUGCCCCUGUGCGGCAGCAACAGCAGCACUAUUGGUGGAGGAUCCCUAGCCCCUUGCUCCUCUAGGACCCGGACACCUUGAGAUUAGACUCAGGCUGACACAUCAGCUCCUGGAGGAGGCCCUUUGUCCACUGGAGCUGCACAACAAACACUACCACCCUAUCCUGCCCCUCUCUCCAUUGGGCAUAGGUGGUGGAGCCCAGCACUGCCCCUCUUUCCAUUUAGAAGCAGGUCCUUCCUGUUAGCCCACCUUAGUCUCUCUGGUGAGUUGACUGUCACACCAGGGUCAUGGGGAGAUUCGGAAGGGGGUUGUUGGGUGGGGGUCCCUGGCCUAGAGGGCUGAGGCCUGACCCUGCUUUAAAAGGUUGUUUGACUAGGUUUUGCUCCCCACCCCCCUUACUCUGACCAAUUAUAAGUUUUUGACUCUGAAUGUCAAGAGUUGAUCUGAGACUUUUUCUACAGUAGGUUGGGAGAUGCUGAUUGACCCCUCCAGGUGGGGACAGCAAAGACAGAAGCAAAACUGAUGUGCACUUUAUGGCUUGGGGCUGAUUUGGGGGACGCUGUACAGUGAGCGAAGCAUGCUGCAUUAUGUGGCCCUAGAACAGUGAUUCAAAGCUUAUCUAUUCGUCUCAACCCUUUAAGCAAUAUGUAUUAUAAACUCAGAGAAUAGAAGUGCAAUGUGAUGGGAGGGACAUAGGAAUAUCUGCUCCUUUUUGAGUUGUUUGAGAAACGUAAAGACUAUUUUUGCAGUGUAUAUCCACUCAGAUUUUGUGUAUUUUUGAUGUGCACUGUUCUCCAAGUUCUGAACCUUUGGGAAAAAAAAAAGUAAAGCAUUUAUGAUCUCUUGACAUGAGUCAGAGGUUAACUUAUUUAAAAGGGGAUGUACAUAUAUUCUCUGAAACUAGGAUGCAUGCAAUUGUGUUGGAAGUGUCCUUGGUGCCUUGUGAUGUAGACAAUGUUACAGGGUCUGCAUGUAAAUGGGUUGCCUUACUAUGGAAAAAAAAAAAUCAUCACUCCCUUGGUUUAGUAUGGCUGUAUAUUUCUGCCUAUUAAUAUUUGGAAUUUUUUUUAGAAAGUAUAUUUUUGUAUGCUCUGUUUUGUGACUUAAGUGUUAUCUUUGUAGUCAAAUUGCAGAUAAGAAUGUAAAUAAUGUUACUGGAGCUGACUUGUUUGGUUAUUAGCUCUUAAUAGUUGUGGAAAUACAAAUGAUUUAUUCUAACACAAAACCACUAACUGAAGUUUAGAUAAUUGAUGGUUUAUGACUAUAGUGUAAAUAAAUACUUUCCAACAAUA